AGGAGGCAGACACAGACCAAGCAGGCACCUUUGUUUGAGCAAGAAGGGCAGACACUACCCUUCUGGAAUCACCCAGCAUGUUACAAGGGCUGCUUCUGAUGGCUACUUUCCUCAUUUCUCCAGACCCAAUAAGUGGUAUAAAAGAACUCCCUGGGGUAAAGAUGUAUGAAGUGGUUUAUCCCAGAAGAAUUCAUCCACUACAUAAAAGAGAGGCCAAAAAUAUUAAGGAGCCAGAACAACAGGAAAAGUUUGAAAGUGAAUUGAAAUAUAAAAUGACAGUUAAUGGAAAAAUUGCAGUGCUUUAUUUGAAAAAAAGCAAGGAUCUUCUUGCACCAGGCUACACGGAAACACAUUAUAAUUCAACUGGGAAGGAGGUCACUACGAGCCCGCAGAUCAUGGAUGACUGUUAUUACCAAGGACACAUCCUUAAUGAAAAGGUUUCUGAUGCGAGCAUCAGCACAUGUAGGGGUCUACGGGGAUACUUCAGUCAGGGAGAUCAAAGGUACUACAUUGAACCUUUAAGCCCCACAAAUGAGGAUGGACAAGAGCAUGCACUCUUCAAGCAUGACCCUGAUGGAAAAAAUGCUAACAGCACCUGUGGGAUAGAUGAUGUGUUAUGGGCACAUGGAUCUCGGAAGAAUGUGGCCCCACCUGCCAACACUCUGAUUAAAUUGGAAGGACAGAAAGUUCGGGAAAAAAAGAAAUACGUAGAAUAUUAUUUGGUCCUGGAUAAUGGUGAGUUUAAAAAAUAUAAUCAAAAUCCAGAGGAGAUAAGAAAGAGGGUUUUUGAGAUGGCCAAUUACGUCAACAUGCUUUAUAAAACGCUCAAUACUCAUGUGGCCUUAGUUGGUAUGGAAAUAUGGACGGACAAGGAUAAGAUAGCGAUAACCCCAAAUGCAAGCUUCACCUUGGAAAAUUUUUCUAAAUGGAGGGGAAAUGUCCUCCUAAGAAGAAAGCGUCAUGAUAUUGCUCAGUUAAUCACGGCAACAGAACUUUCUGGAACAACUGUGGGCCUUGCUUUCAUGUCCACAAUGUGCUCUCCUUAUCAUUCUGUUGGCAUUGUUCAGGACCACAGUGACAACCUGCUUAGAGUCGCAGGGACAAUGGCCCAUGAAAUGGGCCACAACUUUGGAAUGUUUCAUGACUCCUAUGUUUGCAAGUGCCCUUCUACAAUAUGUGUGAUGGACAGAGCACUAAGCUUCUUUAUACCCAGAGAAUUCAGUUCCUGCAGCCGUGUCAGCUAUGACAAGUUCUUUGAAGAUAAAUUAUCAAAUUGCCUCUUGAAUGCUCCAUUGCCUACAGACAUCAUAUCAACCCCAACCUGUGGGAACCAGCUGGUCGAAAUGGGAGAGGACUGUGAUUGUGGGGAUCCUGAGGAAUGCACCAACAUUUGCUGUGAUGCUAAAACAUGUAAAAUCAAAGCAAGUUUUCAAUGUGCCUUAGGAGAAUGCUGUGAAAAAUGUCAAUUUAAAAUGGGUGGUGCUGUGUGCAGGCCAGCAAAGGAUGAGUGUGACCUGCCCGAAAUGUGUGAUGGUAGAUCUGGUAAUUGCCCUGAAGAUAGAUUCCGAGUCAAUGGCUUCCCAUGCCAAAACGGAAAGGGCUACUGCUUGAUGGGAACGUGCCCCACGCUGAAGGAGCAGUGCACUGAGAUGUGGGGACCAGCAACUGAGGUUGCAGAUAAAUCAUGUUUCAGCAGGAAUGAAGCGGGAUCAAAGUAUGGGUACUGUCACAAAGUGGAGGACACCCUCAUACCCUGUAAAGCAGUUGAUGCCAUGUGUGGGAAGUUGUUCUGUCAAGGUGGGUCAGAUAAUUUGCCCUGGAAAGGACGUAUAGUAACUUUCCAGACAUGUAAAACAUUUGAUCCUGAAGACACCAGUCAAGAAAUAGGCAUGGUGGCCAAUGGAACCAAAUGUGGAAAUAAGAAGGUUUGCAUUAAUGCAGAAUGUGUUGAUAUAGAGGAAGCCUACAAGUCAACCAAUUGCUCAUCUAAGUGCAAAGGACAUGCUGUUUGUGAUCACAAGCUCCAGUGUCAGUGUAAAGAAGGAUGGGCCCCUCCCAAUUGUGAUGACUCCACAACAGUCUUCUACUUCUCCAUUGUGGUUGGGGUGCUGUUCCCAGUGGCAGUCAUAUUUGUGGUGGUUGCUAUAGUAAUCCGGCACCAAAGCACCAGGGGAAAGCAGAAGAAGGUCCAGAGGCCACAGUCUGCUACUGUCACCAGGCCACACAAACAUAAGAGGAAACUCCAGUCAGUAAAAGCUGUUCAACCCCAAGAGAUGAGUCAGAUGAAGCUCCAUGUGUAUGAACUACCUGUUGAAGGCACUGAACCCCCAGCUUCUUUUCUAAUUACAAAGCCAGAUUUUCCACCACCGCCGAUUCCUACAUAUAUAUCAUCUUCCUCUUUCCUUCAUAAAGGCACAAAUGCACUGCCUUCUACUGUUUUCAAGGAUAAGUCAAUGUCUACACCAAAGGGCUCAAAUCCAAAAGUCUGAAGCAACAACCAAGCAAAGAUUGGUUGGUUAGUCAACUUUGAAGACUAGACAUUCUGGAUUGAGGAGAAAUACACUUACUUUGUAAUACCAUUUGCUUUCUGAUACCCCAAAUGGUUAACAUUUCUUGAUUCAUGUAAUAUUUCGAAGAGAUUAGACAAGAUUCUUCAAGAAAGACUUACCUUGAGAAUCUUUGUAUGAAUUUACAAUUUCUAUUCUCCAUACUCAUGUGAAGGAAGAUGACUCUGAAGAGACAGCUAUGAAGUUUAAUCACUAAUAAGGUAACUUUCCUAGGCUCACCUCCCCCACCCUUUUGUUUAUUGUGGUACUAACAACUAUUUGUCCAAUCAUUUUAAACACCUUGAUUUGCUUUUUUGGGUAGAAAUUAAUUCACCCUAUAAUGAAAAGCAAACAAAAAAAUCAUAGGAAACCAGAUAGGUUGGGAGAAAAAUUGUACAUUUAUCACUAGAUGAGUAGCAGCCUCUUGGUUGUUUUAACCAUUAUCUUGUCAAAUUAGAACACUCAAUUAAGAAGAAAAUUAUGUAAACUGUAAAUGCUCUCUGUGUCACAUAAGAUGUCUCCCUCCUACAUUGUCUUGUGAAGUCUUUAUUAGCUAUGUCAUUCAAGUUUUUCUACAACUGAGUAAAAUCUUAUUAAUUAAAAACUGUUUUAUCAUCAUAGGUAUUGCGUAAUUUAAUUGCUGGCAAGGUUAAAGUGAACUUCACUUUCCAUAUAGAAAAAGUUUUAGUUAAAUAAACUAAUAGUAUAAAUCCUAAGUUUAAAAACUGGUGGCUGGUAGGCCAUGUUUACCCUGCAGAUGUAUUUUAUGUGGCCUGAAUGAUGUUGACCACAUAGUAUUUGUAAAUAUUUUGAAUUUAUUGCCAAUAUUUAGAAAUUGAGAGUUCUUGAAUAAACAUCCAGAUUCCCAGCUUUCUUAAAGUAAUCAGAUCGUCUUUCAACAAUGAAAUAAAUUUCCCAACAGCAACAAUCAGCUUAGUUGAGUAAUGGCAACACAAAUGCUGUUGGUUGCCUACCAAAUAUCGCUCUUCUUCACUUUCAGAAUCCCAGUUUUAUUUGGGUAUCCACUAUUUAGGAAAGGUGAUUCUAAUCCCACCUCAGGAAUAAAUCCCCAUCACUCUAAAUCAAUCAAAAUAAUAUAAAUUCCCUUGGUUGAUUUGGGGAUGAGCAUGCAACCCCCUUUUUCUUGCUUGCCAUUGGCAUGAAGGAGGAGUUCUGUUGGGGAGUUUCUGAGAUUUCCUCAUCCCUUCUUCUAGAUGUUGGCAUAUAGAUAUCUCACCUCAUACUGUGGCAGCCAUAUUGUGAUUAUAAAGGCAAGGUGGAUAUACUGAAUAAGGUAGAGGAGAAAGAUUGAAAUGAAUAAAACAUGGUCCUUUAAUAAUGCCAUUGAAUUGCUGGAUUAAUGAACACUGGAAUCAUCCUGCACUUUGUUGGGGUUUCUCAUUAUGUGAGCAAUAAAUUUCCCAUAUUG
Choloepus didactylus (southern two-toed sloth) is the source of this 3975-nucleotide messenger RNA. It is a transcript of the gene ADAM28, whose product is annotated as ADAM metallopeptidase domain 28. Gene Ontology annotation, biological process: proteolysis. The coding region runs from base 78 to 2489 and encodes 803 amino acids. Gene Ontology annotation, molecular function: metalloendopeptidase activity. NCBI's taxonomy places the organism in Eukaryota, Metazoa, Chordata, Mammalia, Pilosa, Megalonychidae. The transcript has 24 exons. The record is from RefSeq and is a predicted model, not a curated record. Gene Ontology annotation, cellular component: plasma membrane.